Molecule: messenger RNA, 881 nt
Organism: Rhinichthys klamathensis goyatoka
Lineage: Eukaryota; Metazoa; Chordata; Actinopteri; Cypriniformes; Leuciscidae
Product: H-2 class II histocompatibility antigen, A-U alpha chain-like
Exons: 4
Coding region: 36-749 (237 amino acids)
Biological process (GO): antigen processing and presentation of exogenous peptide antigen via MHC class II; immunoglobulin production involved in immunoglobulin-mediated immune response; peptide antigen assembly with MHC class II protein complex
Cellular component (GO): MHC class II protein complex; membrane
Molecular function (GO): MHC class II protein complex binding
Source: RefSeq, a predicted model, not a curated record
CACAUUCUGCUACAUCCUUUUACAGACUUACUGAAAUGGAAGGAUUCUUAAGAAUUAUAGUCAUCGGUGUCUGUGUCGUUUACAUUAACGCCCAAAGUUAUCAUGAAUUUGGGCUGAUUGAAGCAUGUGGUGAUUUAAAUCAAGAAGAUUUCAUUGUCAAAUUUGAUGAUGAACAGGUGGGACAUGUAGACUUCAAAGAGCAAAAAGAAAUCCUCACAUUACCUGACUUUGCUGGCCAAAUUGAGCUACCGCCACUGUAUGCGGACGGAAAAAAAGGCGUAUCUGUUUGCAAAAAUGUUGCAGGUGUGCUUAAAGAGGUGUAUGCCAAUUCAUCUGUACCACUUGAAUCCCCCUGGAGCUCAAUUUAUCCCAAAAGUGAGGCACAGUUGAAUGUCAAAAAUGCCCUGAUCUGUCAUGUGACUGGAUUCUUCCCUCCACCUGUCAAAGUUUCAUGGACCAAGAACAAUGUGAAUGUGACAGAUGGAUCAACCAUCAGCAGAUAUUACUCCAACAAAGAUGGGACACUUAAUGUAUUUUCUCGACUGAGCUUCAUUCCAGAGGAAGGAGACAUUUACAGCUGUUCUGUGGAGCACAAAGCCCUUCAACAACCUCAAACCAGAACAUGGGAUGUAGAGAUAACGGAGCCCAGCAUCGGCCCAUCAGUGUUCUGUGGAGUUGGUCUGGCUCUUGGGCUGCUGGGUUUGGUCACUGGAGUCUUUUUCAUUGCCAAAGGAAACAACUGCAAUUAAUGCUGAUACAAUAACACUGACACCUGUAUUAUUUUGUUUUGGUUCUCAUGUGAAGUUACAUGUGUACUGAAGGAAAAUUAAAAUUGUGUUUUAAUGUUAAUUAACUCUAAAUGCCCUUUGCACUGAUUUUGC